Molecule: messenger RNA, 4882 nt
Organism: Sitodiplosis mosellana (orange wheat blossom midge)
Lineage: Eukaryota; Metazoa; Arthropoda; Insecta; Diptera; Cecidomyiidae
Gene: SNF4Agamma
Exons: 11
Coding region: 1680-4568 (962 amino acids)
Source: RefSeq, a predicted model, not a curated record
UUUUUUCCUUCAAGUAAUAACGUAAAUGUCAAAGUUAAAUAGCUGCGAAAUAGAAGGGAAAAAACAGAACUGCCAAAAAAGAUGUUCAAUGAAAAUUAUUGCGUUUUCGUGCUUAACAUUCAUAAAUGAAAUAGUGUUGUAGAUGUAUGAUGUUUGAACUACGUAAUUGGCAAAUAAGAGAAGAGAAAAAAACACACAUUCAAUUCGGCUAUUGUAUAACAGUGAGCCGAUUUCUCUCUGUGUUAAUUAAAUGAUUGUGACUAAGCAUUGAUUCUGAUUUUCUUCUUCUUUGUUCUUCUCCAUUGUGCAUAUCAUAAUUAACCCCGAUAAAAAGAAAAAAACAAACGACAGAAUAAAUGAAGAAGAAGCUUUGUAUUGCUCUCUUUCUGUUCGUGGCGGUAAGAACUGUCAAACCGAAAAACGAUUGGAAUCAUGUGUUUUGACGUUCGCGUGUGUGUAUGUAUGUGCUUUUGUUGCGCGUUUCACGGAGCGAAAAUUCUGAUUUCAUCGAAUUUCGUGGAAGAAAAAUGGUUAUACAUUUAAUAAAAUAUAGCCCACGAAGCCAGCACGAUAGAACAAUCGUUGCAUUGUGAAUGAAAAAAGAGCGAGAAAAAGAGUGUCAACGGCAGAAAAAACCGUAUUUUAUACACGAACAAAAAAUGACGUAAAACGUAGGUCAUUUUCCAUUCCAUUGAAUAUUCGAACUGCGUUUUUUCUACACUCUUUGUUUUUCUGUCUCUGUCGCGCCAUGUUCUAAGUGAAUCGGCUCUCAUAUCCGCAACUGGUUUACGCAUUAAACAGUCAUUCUCAUCGAAUUGGACGUGCGCACUAGCACAAACUAUCUAAACGUGAUCACAGCAAGUCUCUUCAAGAUCGUUUUAAAUCGUUUUCGCGUAAUUUUACACAGCGUUCAGCCGAAAAAAGAACAACAAGAGAUACAUAUUUCAACGGAGAAUUAACAAAGAAAAAGAAGGAGAAAAACAACAACAUACAGAAAGAGUGAAAUACACACAGAGCCAAUAAAGCGCUCAAGUAAAUAGAAGAAGAAGAAUAUAUUCAUGGUUAUUGUUAUUGUUGUUGUUAUUGUUAUGUGUGCCUAUUAAUAAUUCACAUCAGUGGACAGAGAGUUAUGUAUUAGUGUGACUGUCACACAGAAGAGUCACAUGUGAGACACAUUAAAAAUGUUCAUUUAGGCAAUUAAAACAAAGUCAAAAGUUAAACUACAUAAAGUGAAGAAGAGACGAGGGGAAAAAAGGGCAAGCAACAAAGACAGAAAACAAAAAUUGAUUGUUUUCUUCUUCAUUUUUGUUGUUUGUAUGUUUGUCAUUCUUCGUUUCCAUUAAUAUUGAGCCGCUGUGAGAAACUACGAUAAACGACGACGACGACAUACAUACAAAGAGUGCGGGUUUUGCCUGGUGAUCCAUACACAACGAUUGAUUAGCAAAUGUCAUCUGUGGACAGCAAUGAAAAAAACACUUGAUGACAUCGCAUGUGUGUGAUCGUUCAAAGCACAGACAAACAGAUAAUAACCAUUCAAAACUAUUUUAUUGUUCACCAAAAGAAACAAACAAAACUGCCAUAAACUGUUUGGCGCAACGUUGAAGAGCAGCGCAUUUAUUUUGGAAUUUUUUUUUUCGGUGAGUUAGCAGAAAAAGUAAAACGGUUUGCAUUGAAAAAAUAUGAUACACGACGAAUUCGAGCAAGAAUUUGCAGCGUCAAUGGAUGACCUGGAAAGCAUUGACACCAUCACAAUUCCACCACCAGCAAGUGCAACCGCACUCACCACCAGCAAAUUGGCCAAGUUUAAACGACUACCGGAAAUCGAUGAAAACACUGUAGUCAGAGACAUUUCGUCAUCUUCAUCGGAUUUACUGUAUCGUGUGUCGACGGAUAUGCUGGCGGCCAGUGCUGGUGCGGGUGACUUGAGAAAAACCGUUUUGAUAAACAACAGUGCCAAUGAAAUACUAUCAAAUUCACCGGUGACCUUAAGCGAUGACGAUGAUGGUGUCGACGAUGACAAGCUUAAAAUUGAUGUGGUCAAUAACAAUUUUACCAAUGGCAACAACAACAAUAACAACAACAAAGACGAAACACCGAUUGAUAACAGAAGUGCCGAUGAUACACAAGUCAAAACGGGAGCCAAACGCAAAUUCAUCGUCACACGUAUGGAUUCAAAGGUGCUGCUCAGACCGGAAGCAGAAAAUCUACGAAAUUUAACAGCCAAAUCGAAUGCGGCUACCAUCAGCUUCCCCUGUUCAUCAUCAUCGAAUCGAACAUCGCUCAGCGGUUUGUUCGCUCCAAACGCCACAUUCGAACCACAUUUGGAUAAGAGAUUCUUCGACACAUCUUUAGUUCGUAUCAAUGCGAACAGCAUGCAAUCGUUGAACACAUCGAAUGACAAUGGCCAAGAAAGUUCAUUAAACAUUGACGGCAAUAUCUGGGAACGACGAAAAGAUAUCAAACCCAGGGUACAAUUGGUUGAGGCCGAUGGCCGUGGACAAAAUCGCUCAGCCAAGAAUGGUGAAGCGACCAAAUCGGUAGAAAAUGAUGGUGCAAGCAAAAAAUUAGAUGAACUCAAACCAAAGAAGAAAAAUAAUCGCUCAAACUCAUUGGAACGGCGAAAGAGUGGCGAUGGUGAUUCAAUCAUUAAUCAGUCAACAGUUCAUGGCAUUGCUAGUCCAAAUCGUCGGCCAACCAUAUUUGAUGUGUUUCGGCCACGUUCAAAGUCUGACGCCAAACGAAAAGCAGAACGUGAAUUGGCCAAGGCACAAUCGACCGAUAAAGACAGUAGUGCAAGCGGAAGUAGUACGCAUAGUGGGUCUGGCAUAAUGCAUAGCAUGAAAGCAGCGAUGCAACAUACAAUUGGUACAAAAUCCGAUUCAAAGUCAUCAAAAUACCGAGAUGGUUCAGCGCAUCCGCACGGUGGCAGUGAUGCACAGUAUUAUCAUACUGUGACCGCUGUACGAAGGCUUGAUCAUGCUAAAUCACCGAUGACCAAAAUGAUGGACUUAUUCAGGCAUCGAUCGAAUUCAGCCGUUUCCGAAGCGGAUAAACGCAAAGCGAAAGCGGCUUCAAUGCUUCAACAUCAAAUGGCGACGCAGAGUGCAAUAAUGCGACGAGCAUCAGCUGAAUUGGAAAAGCGACGCGCUUCAUUGGGAGCGACACGUGGCUUACGAUCAGAUGGCACACUCGAUCCAUAUUAUGCAGCUAUACUAUUUCGUGAUUCAAGAGGCCUACCCGUUGCGGAUCCGUUCUUGGAAAAGUACAAUAUGUCAGAUUCGGAAGAAGAUGAUUCGCUGAUUUUUGUGAAAUUCUUCCGGUUUCACAAAUGCUACGACUUGAUACCAACAUCCGCUAAAUUGGUGGUUUUUGAUACUCAACUAUUAGUGAAGAAGGCGUUUUAUGCACUCGUUUACAAUGGUGUCCGUGCUGCACCACUAUGGGAUUCCACGAAGCAGUCAUUUGUUGGCAUGUUAACGAUAACUGAUUUUAUCAAAAUCCUUCGAGCAUAUUACACAUCACCGAAUACAUCUAUGGAUCAAUUGGAAGAGCACAAGUUAGAAACAUGGAGAAGUGUCCUUAACGCCCAAGUAUUGCCGCUGGUGAGCAUUGGUCCGGACGCAUCACUGUUUGAUGCCAUUAAAAUGCUGAUAACCAAUCGAAUCCAUAGACUGCCCGUUAUUGAUACACUAACCGGUAACGUUUUAUACAUUUUGACCCACAAGAGGAUCCUACGGUUUUUAUUUUUAUAUAUAAAUGAGCUACCAAAACCUGCAUACAUCCAUAAAACAUUGCGUGAAAUUCGUAUAGGAACGUAUGAUAAUAUCGAGACUGCAAAUGAGGACACUAGUAUUAUAGAUGCGCUGCAUAAGUUCAUUGAUCGUCGUGUGUCUGCGUUGCCAGUGAUCGAUUCAGAGGGCCGUUUAGUUGAUAUUUAUGCAAAAUUUGAUGUGAUUAAUUUAGCGGCAGAGAAAACUUACAAUGACUUGAAUGUGUCGUUGCGUAAGGCGAAUGAGCAUCGGAACGCGUGGUUUGAAGGUGUUCAAAAGUGUAUAUUGGAUGAAACGCUGUAUGUCAUAAUGGAGCGUAUUGUGCGCGCCGAAGUGCAUCGUCUAGUCAUUGUUGAUGAGGCCGACAAAGUGAUUGGUAUCAUUUCGUUAUCGGAUAUAUUGCUUUAUUUGGUGUUACGACCCAUGGAAUCAUUAAAAUCGAUGGGCGGCUCAUUGCAUUCGCUACGAUCACUGCAGACAAGUAGUCUGGGCGGUUUGGAUGAUUCAAUGGAUAGCAUUAUACGUGGUGGAAAUAGUGUGAUUGAUGACAAUGUUUUCGAUGAACGUAGCGAAGAUUUAAUAUCGGGAACGGAGGGUGAAGAUGAAGGUAUUGUUUCACAUUCAACCACACCGAAUCCAAUGUCCGACGAUACCAUAACCGAAGCAAAAAGUGAUACAUUCAAUCCGAGCGAUAUUACUGAAGCAAUGGGCUCAUUGGAUCUAAAUUCAGAAUCGUCAGUGGGAGCAAUUAGUACGGCUAAAUCAGCUGCAAGCGAAUUAGCCACCGUUGCCGAGUAAACCCCUUUUUUGUUAUAGUUCAUUUGAACGAAAGAAGAAGGAGAGACACAACAACAAAAUGAAUAGAAAACCACAACCUUUUUUGUAUAUAAAAUGAAAUAAUUUUAAAUUGAAAAGUUCUCUUAUAAAUGAGGCGAGACAUGUGAAAAACUGAGUUGAACAAAACAAAAAAUUGUAAUUCGAUUUUUGCCUAAACUAAUACAUCUUUUUUUUCUAAUAAAACGAAUUGGUAAAUUGUACGUGUAAUUGAAUAUAGAUAGGAAAUCUGCUUCUAAGAAAAUCUAUUGAAAUAAAUCUUCAGCAAUCAAAAUUUA